Molecule: messenger RNA, 2227 nt
Organism: Eucalyptus grandis
Lineage: Eukaryota; Viridiplantae; Streptophyta; Magnoliopsida; Myrtales; Myrtaceae
Product: origin of replication complex subunit 5
Exons: 5
Coding region: 76-1701 (541 amino acids)
Biological process (GO): DNA replication initiation; DNA replication
Cellular component (GO): nuclear origin of replication recognition complex; nucleus
Molecular function (GO): DNA replication origin binding
Source: RefSeq, a predicted model, not a curated record
GAUCGUCUAGUGUCUUCUGUCUCCUCCGCUACAAAUUCUUUCCUGUAGUAUCUGUUGUCUGUCCCUUUAGCAAAAAUGGGCGAAGAUGAGGUGCUGUCGGUUACUCGUAGAACAACCAGGUCAUCUUCUGCUACAGCAAUUUCAACCAAGAAUGAUGUUGAAAGGACAAAAUCAACCCACAUAUGCUCUCCUUCACUCAAUGAUCUUUUGUAUGGAGGAGAACCCAUUGAUUUGGAUGUCCUGUUGUCUAACUUUCCGGGUAGACAUCCUCAAAUACGUGAGCUUUUGCAGAUUUUGGGUCCUUCGAAUACUCCCAUGCUUCCGAUCUUUGUUUAUGGUGGUCCUUCAACCGGAAAAACCAGCAUAAUCCUGCAGUUAUUUAGAUAUCUGAAUCGACCCUUUGUCUAUUCAAGCUGCCGCACAUGUUACAGUCCUAGAAUACUGUUCGAAUCUGUUCUAAAUCAGCUGUCACAUCAUCAAAAGAAUGCAACAAAUGGAUAUUCAAGUGUAAAGCGAUGCGAAAAGCCAUCUGAUUUUGUGAAUUUUCUUCGUGAGGCCUUGGUUAGUAUGGUGAACCGCCUUAAGGAGAAUGUGGGAAAAUCAAAGUCUAGCAAGAAGCGAGAGCGAUCCAUUGAUGGACACAUGGUCUACUUAAUAUUUGACAAACUAGAGCUUGUUAGGGAUUGGGAUAAAAGUUCUAGCAUAUUGCCACUCUUAUUCAAUCUUGAUAGCAUCCUGAACAUUCCUGAGGUUGGGUUAAUCUUUAUCAGCAGUACUCCUCCUGAUACAUUCUACUCCAGUAUGGGUUACAUAGAGCCUGUUCCUAUUUAUUUUCCUAACUAUAGCGAAGAUGAUCUUCGCCAAAUUCUCUUGAGAAACCAAGCAUAUCCAAAGCUCUAUUCCUCCUUCCUUGAUGCGGUACUGAGGCCUUUCUGCAGAAUCACUAGGAGGUUGGAUGAAUUGUCAGCUGUCUUUUCGUCAUUAUUCUUGGAAUAUUGCAAACCUCUGAAUGACCUGGCAGUUGUUCCCAGUGAGGAUCUAAAAAGAAAGUUGUUCAGUAAUCUUCAGCCUCAUAUAUCUCUUUUUCUGAAUGAGACAUUUAGAGUUCUAAGUCAGUCUUCUUCUGGAGCUGAAAGAACUAAGGGCAGAGAACUGAGAGGCAGCAAGAGGAAAAUAGGAACCCAUGACGAAUCUGAUGAGUUGGAUUUUCACAUGUCUACCUCAGCAAAGUACCUUCUUAUCUCAGCAUUCCUUGCUUCAAGAAACCCAGCAACUCUUGAUGCAUCACUUUUUGACUCCCGUGGUGGUUCCGAUAGCCGAAAAAGACGACGAAAGCCUUCUGAAACGGCGAAGGGGCAAAAGGAAGCUGAAGAAGAGGAAUUACUCACUAAAGGACCUGGAAGUUUCCCAUUAGAGAGGCUAUUAGCAAUAUUUCAGUGUAUUACAUCUGUUGCCGAAGAUUACCUUGGCGAAGAGGUGCAGGUGGAGGAUUCUUUGGAAGUUGAAGGCCAAGACGGCCCACUCAUGUCUGAUGUUCUCUUGCAACUUUCGAGUCUCUGCAAUGCUAAUUUCAUCGUGAAAGGAGGAACCUGCCCUCUUGAGGGCUCCACACGGUAUCGAUCUGUGGUAACAGAGGAUCUUGCUCUGAAGGUGGCAAAAAGCGUGAAGUUCCCUCUGGCAAAGUACGUAUAUAGAAGAUGAUGUCAUGUGGCACAACCUUGUGAUCACUCUUGAGUCACUAAAAUGCAAGAGAAUGUGGAUAUGAAGUCCUGGAAUGUAACAAGUAGUGAAAGUUCCGAUCAACGAUUGAAAAUACUAAGCUCAAUGUGGAGGGAGCCAAAAAAUUUUCCCAUUCCCUCUCGUCAGGCACUCGGAGUGCAUGUGAGGAGGAGAGCGAUUGUUUAUUAUCCAAGUUGUUCAAGCAUCGGAAGUGGUAAUAGCAGUACGCUUGUGUUAGCUUUUCGGCCUUUCUCUGACUAGUACACAUGCAUCGGAUUGUCAGUGAGCGUUGUUUAAUUGUAAUUCUUUUUCUUUAGUAAGUAAUGAACUAAGAAUAGAUCGUAGAGAAUCAGUGAGACUAGGAUCUGUCAUUCUUUUGAAGUUAUGCUAAUUGGACUGCUUACACUCGAGAAGUCUCUCCCAGCAAUUUGGACUUUUCCAUGUUUCUUUGCGCUUACUUGUGUAACUUGUUGCCGCGCUGAAUGUUCAAUCCAUUCAUACCAAUUGA